GCCUCUUGGUUUCUCAGGUGUCAGGGGCAACGCACUGGACAGCAACAGAUAUCCCAGGACUCUGUGCAGGAGAAGAUAGAACUGAGCGGAGUGAAGAGUAGAAGAGACUGAAAACAUAUGAUCAAAAAAACAAGAAGAAAGGGAACCGUGUACCAUGUUAAUAUGAUGACAGAAAAGAAAAGCGGUGGGAUACAAUGGACAAGAAGACAUGCUCAGUUACCAACCAGAAUGAAACAAAUCUCUAAGAUGACUCUGAAUUAGUGGCACCUGGAGGAGAUGAGUCAAACACAGAGGAAGAAAGUGUUAGUCAGCAUUUAACAGCUGACUCUGGGACAAAGAAUCCCAAGAGGAAAGAGAUGACAAAUGCUGGCUAAUUGUUGCCUCAAAGCACAAGUGAUUGCCUUUGAAAUAUUUCCCAAAUGACCAAAGGAGGACAUGGUCCAGGAUCCUCUGCCUGAGCUUAAGGAAUACCUCUCCUCUCCACAAUGCCCAAACGAGUAAAUAAUUUCCAGGGUCAAAGCUUUCACAAGCUGAGGCGAGCCUGCAUGCGCCGAGGGGCACUCUUUAAGGAUUCGCUGUUUCCCGCCACCGCCCAAUCCCUCUUCUACAAGAGGAAGCCCCCGCCGGGACUGACGUGGAAGAGGCCAGGGGAGAUAUGUAAGGACCCCCGUCUGUUUGUUGAUGGCAUCAGCACUCGUGACUUGCACCAAGGCAGUCUGGGUAACUGCUGGAUGGUGGCUGCCAUUUCCUGCUUAGCAUCUGAGCCAUCUUUGUGGAAAAAGGUUAUUCCAGACCAUUUGAACCAGGAGUGGAAUCCAAAGCAUCCUAACCUGUACGCAGGCAUCUUUCAUUUCCGGUUCUGGAGACUCGGUCGUUGGAUGGAUGUUGUUGUUGACGACCGUCUACCCGUCAACAAGGACGGAGUGCUGCUCUUCUGCCGCUCGGCCACACCACAAGAGUUUUGGAGCGCCCUGUUAGAGAAGGCCUAUGCCAAGCUGAACGGCUGCUACGAGGCCCUGGAGGGAGGAAACACUACAGAGGCACUGAUCGACUUCACUGGCGGAGUUUCAGAGCCACUAAGCUUGGAUCGUGGGUCCCUAAGCCAGCACAGCGACCAGAGGAGGGCGUUUUUCCAGACAUUAGCUCAUGCUCAUGAAGUCAAAGCACUCAUCACCUGCUCCAUACGGCCAGCAGAGGGGGAGACAGUGGAGUCUGUGUUGGAUUGUGGCCUGGUGCAAGGGCAUGCCUACGGGAUCACAGCAGUGAGGAAGGUGAGGCUGGGGGAGAAGCGGCCGAAGACGGGAUGGAUGUCCCGACUCUUGAUGGUGCGCAUGAGAAACCCAUGGGGGACCACAGACUGGACGGGUGCCUGGAGUCAGGGGUCGCAGCAGUGGCAACAGAUGAGUCGCGCAGAGAGGGAGAAGAUGGGCCUCAUUGUUAGAGACAUUGGGGAGUUCUGGAUGGAUUUUGAGGAUUUCUGUCACUACUUCACUGACGUGGUCGUGUGCUGGCUGGUAGAGAGGGCUCCGCUGUGGCCGAGCUCUUACUGGAGGGAAGUGCAGUGCUAUGGGGAGUGGACUUUAGCUCCCACUUCCCCGGGAACACCUCCAUCCACCGUCCUCAACUGCAGCCACGCGCUGAGCUUGGGAAAGAACAGCGCCAAACCUGAAGGGACCAAGCAACAAGGGAACCAGAAGGAGGCCAGGCUUGGGGAGAGUCAGCAGAAGGAAGGGAAAGGAGGAAGGUGUGAGCGAGACAAGACUGUAAAAAAAGAGACAAAGGAAGAUGAUAGUGUAGAGGUGGGAGGAUGGGAGGUCCAGAUGGAUAAGAGGAGUCGAUGUGGAGGAUGCAUCAACCACAGAGACACUUUCCUGUACAAUCCACAGUUCAUGUUUGAGGUGAGAGGCAAAGAGGAGGAGGUGCUGAUCUGUCUGCAGCAGGAGGACAGGAGGGCACAGAGGAAAGAUGGAGGAGGAGAAAACCUGCCUAUAGGGUUUGAGGUGCUUAAGGUGGAGGUGAACCGCUGUAGCCGGGUGCAGUGUGUGGUGGAGCAGGCGGCCAGCUCUGUCUACAUGGACUCCCGCAGUGUGACGCUGAGGGGGACUUUGACUCUGGGGCGCUACGUCGUAUUGCCCACCACCUUCCUGCCAGGCGCCACAGGACGCUUCCUCCUACGUCUCUUCUCCCACUCCCAUAUCCAACUCAGGGAAUUGAGGGAGGAUUAUCCAUCUCCUUGUGUCUUCCAGUGUUUCUUACCUCAACCCACUGUGGUGACCACAGUCUACCUCCACAGGGCAUCAGGACUCAGCCUUCCCAAACAGACAGCUCCAGAUGUUUAUGCCAUAGUGCGUUGUGAGAACAACAUCAUAAGGACACAGGUUUUCAAGGUGGAGGGAAAUCCUGAGUUCAACCUCAGAGCCAUCUUCUACAGGAGAUACCCCAGCACACACAUCUCUAUUGAGUUAUGGAGCAGAGGUUGGCUGUGGGACUCCAUCUUGGGUGGGGCUCGACUCCAGACAGCAGAAUGUGAAAAGACUCAAAGCCAUGUAAUCGAUCUACGAGGCGGCCAUUACCGUUCAGGAUACCGAGGGUGCGUCUACGUUGAGACGUCCUCCAGCGUCUGCCUCACAGACUUAUGACAGCAUCGUCUGGUUGCCUUGUUAAUGACGUCAAGACAUGGCAACCGGACAGCCUCUCGGGUGGAGGUUUAUGGACAAACAGAAGUUUUUAUGAACUAUUGAAAAAAACUUCAUGAGUAAAGAUUGAGUUAACUAGCUAUGGUGCUGGUAUGUAUUGACAAAUGUAGCAUUCAUAGGUGAACUGUGCAUUUCCCUAUUUAAUGUGUAUGCUCUGCAGUGAUCUGCUGGUCAGACGUGCAGGUGUAUCCUUCAUGACUUCAGCAGUCUAUCAAAAAAUAUGUUGAACUGCUGGCAAAAUAAUAUAUAUGGUAUAUGUUAUAUUUAUUACAUUGUCAAUACUGCUGUCAUGUGUGAGUUUUGCUCUUGUUGCUGUCAUAUUUGUAUUUUAAUUUACAAUUAUUUAUGUUGUUAAUAUACUUUAAUGUAAACGUACAAAAUCCCAUUUGCAAAACAUUUUCUUAUUAUUAAAGGUCCCAUAUUAUGCUCAUUUUCAAGUUCAUAGAUUUGGGUUUUUUACUAAAACAUGUUUACGUGCUUUAAUGUUAAAACAAAACUGAAUAUCAAUUUUGCUGACUUCAGAUGGUCUCAUAUCUUUAAAUGAUUAGACAAGACUAACACCAGUACUUAGAUAAUGUGCACUAGUGAAGUGCACUCUAGUAAGAGUGAAGGAUUAACCAUAGAUGAAAAUGCAAAUUUUAGGUUUGAACUUGAGAUAUUGUCUUUUUCUAACCUUAAAUGAACUUGUACAAAGAGAAUACAGCACUAAAAUAGUGUGAACAUGUACAAAAGGUUUUUUAUGUUUCCACUUUUUUGAUGAUGGAGAUUAUUGAGACUUCAACAUUACUGCGGCUGACAGUAUUCUGGAAAAUCAUAUCUACUGUGUAGCUGCCACUGUAUGUGGCCACACCUCUGUUCCAAUGCAAACUAAGUUAAGA
Etheostoma spectabile (orangethroat darter) is the source of this 3574-nucleotide messenger RNA. RefSeq names its product calpain-5. The transcript has 14 exons. NCBI's taxonomy places the organism in Eukaryota, Metazoa, Chordata, Actinopteri, Perciformes, Percidae. The record is from RefSeq and is a predicted model, not a curated record. Bases 486 to 2639 code for a protein of 717 amino acids. Gene Ontology annotation, molecular function: calcium-dependent cysteine-type endopeptidase activity. Gene Ontology annotation, cellular component: cytoplasm. Gene Ontology annotation, biological process: proteolysis.